Cordyceps militaris CM01 is the source of this 2130-nucleotide messenger RNA. RefSeq names its product multispanning membrane protein, putative. The transcript has 3 exons. NCBI's taxonomy places the organism in Eukaryota, Fungi, Ascomycota, Sordariomycetes, Hypocreales, Cordycipitaceae. Gene Ontology annotation, cellular component: membrane; Golgi apparatus. The record is from RefSeq and is a predicted model, not a curated record. Gene Ontology annotation, biological process: protein localization to membrane; vacuolar transport. Bases 1 to 2130 code for a protein of 709 amino acids.
AUGGUCCGGCUUCCAGCUUCCAGCCUCGGUGGCCUGGCGCCCUUGUUUCUGUUGGCUUCUGUCGAUGCCUUUUAUGUACCAGGAUACUCAAUCAAAAGCUACAAAGCUGGCGAAUCAGUUCCUCUCAUGGUUAACAAGGCCUAUUCCGACAGCACACAGCUCCAGUAUGCCUACUACGACCUCCCAUUCGUCUGUCCGCCGUCCGAUCAUCCCAAGUCGGUCGGUGGCCUGCUCAGCGGCAAAAACGUCCCUCUCAACCUCGGCGAAGUCCUCCGCGGCGAUCGAAUCCGAAUAUCAGAUAUUGAAUUGAUCAUGAACCAGGAGACGCAGUGCAAAGCUCUCUGUACAAAGGAGCUUAACAAGGACGACGUGCAGCGCGCCAAGGACAUGAUCCGUGAUACCUACGUUACCGAGUGGAUUGUCGAUAAUCUCCCCGGUGCCACCAGCUUCAUCAGUGUUGACAAGACGCGCAAAUACUAUGCUUCGGGCUUCAAGCUCGGCUACAGCGAGGUCUCACCCUCAACUCGGGAAACCCACUACUAUCUCAACAACCACCACACCAUUGUCAUUCGCUAUCGCAAAGCCCCUGGCAAGGCCGGCGACCGUGGCGAGAAGAUUGUAGUCGGCUUCGAGGUCUAUCCCAAGAGUAUCGGCAGUGGUAGCAAACGCGAUGCCCAAGGUUGCCCUGUCGAUUUGCAGCAUGUCGAGCGAGGUUUGGAACUCUAUAUUGGACCCAACAGAACGACCGAGGCCGCACUACGCUAUGGCGACGGAAAUGUGCAACAGAUGGAACGGCGAGCCGACGAUGAGAGCGAAUCUGGCAUCCUGUCAGUCCCGUAUACCUACUCGGUGUACUUUAGGGAAGAUAACACGAUCGAGUGGUCCCGCCGCUGGGAUCUGUACUUUGUAAACCAAGAGGACGGUGCGCGCAUUCACUGGCUUGCCAUUGUCAACUCGCUGAUCAUCUGCGGCAUGCUGACUGCCAUUGUCCUGGUCAUUUUUGCGCGUACUGUAAAUUCGGACAUUAAGGGUUACAAGGAAACGUUGGAGAGUAAGUCUCGCGGCAAGCGCGUCAUGAAGGACGUUCCACCGGGGUUAUUGGACCAGGGGACGGAUGGCCGGGAUGAUGAUCUAUCCGACACUGAAGACGCCUUGGAGGAUGUCACAGGUUGGAAGUUGCUUCACACCGACGUCUUCCGAGCACCGCAACAUGGCUACUUGCUUGCGCCGCUCGUCGGCUCCGGCAUGCAGCUUCUCUUCAUGGCGGUGGGACUGGUGCUGCUCAGCGCUCUGGGAUUCUUGAACCCUAGCUUCCGCGGAGGCUUCAUCAGUGUUGGCGUGGGCCUCUUCGUGUUUGCGGGCGUCUUCUCGGGCUACUUUUCUGCCCGUGUGUUCAAGAGCUUUGAUGGCAGAGAUUGGCGCAAGAAUGCCAUGGUGACGGCGCUGCUAUUUCCUGGGUUGAUGUUUGGUCUUGUCUUUAUUGUCAACUUGUUCGUUUGGGCACAGGCGUCGAGCACGGCCAUUCCUUUCGGCUCGCUCGUCCUGAUUGUGGUUUUGUGGCUCUGCUUCCAGGUGCCGCUUGUGUACGCCGGUGCCUACUACGGGUUUGAAAAAGCUGGCGGGUGGCAGCACCCGACCAAAGCCACGGCGAUUCCGCGCCAGUUGCCGAACCACGCGUGGUACAGCAAGUCGGCGCAGGCGGUGCUGCUGGCAGGGCUGAUUCCUUUUGCCGUCAUCUUUAUCGAGCUGCUGUUUGUGUUUCAGUCAUUGUGGCAGAACAAGAGCGGCUUCUACUACAUGUUUGGCUUCCUGGCGGUCGUCUCGGUCAUCUUGGUGGUGACGAUUGCCGAGGUGACUGUGGUGACGAUCUAUAUUCAGCUGUGCUCGGAGAACUACCACUGGUGGUGGCAGUCGUUCUUUGUGGGCGGCGGCAGCGCGGUGUGGAUUUUUGCGUACUCUGUGUGGUAUUACAUGUUCAAGCUGCAUAUUACGGGUUUUGUGAGCAGCAUGUUGUUUUUUGUAUACACGUUUAUUGCGUGCUGCGUGUAUGCGCUCUUGACAGGCACGAUUGGCUUCCUGAGCGCCUAUGCGUUUGUGAGGCGGAUAUACGGUGCCAUCAAGGCUGACUAA